UGGUGUUAAACCAUUGCCCAAACAGCGUUAAAGUUCAGUGUGCCAAGUUUUUUUUUCUCUCCUACGAUAUCUCAUACGUUCCACAGUAAACUGUUGCAUUCUCGAGCGACCUCAAUUUGGUGCUGACGAGGCAUCCAAACGAAUUGCAUUUACCUGCGACAGCACUCCCACUCUACAGGUGUGGAGAACAAGUGAUUUUACAAUCAAGUCGCCACCACGUGUUUGUGCUCUAGGACAUUAGCCGAAGCAAAAAGGCAGCUAAUUAGUUCACAUACGCUUUAGUCCAGCUGACCUUACCCCACAAUCGUCGGAGCGAUGGAAAACGGAACAUCCAAGCUGCAGGAUGGACUUUCUUGCGAGGAACUGUUCCAGAAGAGCGACGGACUGACGUACAAUGACUUUAUCAUCCUGCCCGGUUACAUCGACUUUACUGCCGACGAUGUGUGCCUCGCGUCUCCGCUGACGAAGAAAAUUAUGCUGAAGGCACCGCUCGUCUCGUCGCCCAUGGACACGGUUACCGAAGCCGACAUGGCUAUCUCGAUGGCUCUCUGUGGCGGCAUCGGAAUUAUUCACCACAACUGCACGCCCGAGUAUCAGGCGAACGAGGUGCACAAGGUGAAAAAGUACAAGCAUGGCUUCAUCCGCGACCCGCUGGUGAUGGGCCCGGAGAACACGGUUGCCGACGUGCUGGAGGCGAAGCGAAAGAACGGGUUCACCGGCUACCCGAUCACGGAGAAUGGGAAGCUGGGCACCCGGCUGGUGGGUAUCGUGACAUCGCGCGACAUCGACUUCCGCGAGCACGACGUCGACAUCAAGCUGAAAGACAUUAUGACCAAGCUGGAAGACAUGAUUACGGCACCGAACGGGGUGACGCUGCAGGAGGCCAACCACAUCCUGGAGAAGAGCAAAAAGGGUAAGCUGCCGAUCGUGAACAAAAAUGGCGAGCUGAUUGCGCUGAUUGCGCGCACCGAUUUGAAGAAGGCACGAAGCUACCCGAACGCAUCGAAGGACAGCAACAAGCAACUGCUGGUGGGGGCCGCCAUCGGUACACGGGACGAGGACAAGGAACGGCUGGAGCUGCUGUUCCAGAACGGUGUCGACGUGAUCGUACUAGACUCGUCGCAGGGCAACUCCAUCUACCAGAUCGAGAUGAUCAAGUACAUCAAGGAGAAGUACCCGACGCUGCAGGUGAUCGCCGGCAAUGUGGUGACCCGCCAGCAAGCCCUCAAUCUCAUUUCGGCGGGCUGUGACGCGCUGCGCGUCGGUAUGGGCUCGGGCUCGAUCUGCAUCACGCAAGAGGUGAUGGCGUGCGGGUGUCCACAGGCCACGGCCGUCUAUCAGGUGAGCAAUCUGGCCAAACAGUACGGUGUGCCGGUGAUUGCGGACGGUGGAAUUCAGUCGAUCGGGCACAUUGUGAAGGCGCUCUCGCUCGGUGCGUCGGCCGUCAUGAUGGGAUCGCUGCUGGCCGGCACAUCCGAGGCACCCGGCGAGUACUACUUCAGCGAUGGCGUGCGACUGAAGAAGUACCGCGGCAUGGGUAGCCUGGAGGCGAUGGAGCGCAAGGAUGGCAAGGGUGCGGCCAGCUCGCGGUACUAUCACACCGAGAUCGAGAAGCUGCGGGUGGCGCAGGGCGUUAGUGGCAGCAUCGUGGACAAGGGCUCGAUCCUGCGCUUCGUACCGUAUCUGCUCUGUGGAUUGCAGCACAGCUGCCAGGACAUUGGCACUCGCUCGGUCGCCAAUCUAAGGAAAAUGAUCUACAAUGGAGAGUUACGCUUCAUGAAGCGCACCCACUCGGCACAGCUGGAAGGCAACGUGCACGGCCUCUUCUCGUACGAGAAACGCCUGUUCUGAGACCAACCAAACGGCGCCACCAAGGAGCAUUCGUGAGAAGAUAGGUGUUGACCCCCGGGUGUGGACAUGCAUUUCUUCUCGAUUUGACUGGUGCAUACAACAUCGGGAUUUUCGCUCUCGCGAUAGGGUCGUUGCUAGGCGGCGACAACACAAUUGGUACACAGAGGAAUAGGAGGAAAGAAGGCAAGCAUAAUCGGUCACGGGCCCCGUGUCACUAGAACGUACUUUUAUAGUUGUACAAAUGGCGCGAUAAGACUAACACAAUUUACGUACGAACUCAAAAUCCACGACGCGUGAGAUACGAAAACAUAACGGAAACUUUUACUUAAAUUCGUGUCAUUGACCCCCAGUGGCUCGCUAAGCCGUGCUUAUUAGGUACUCUAAGAAGAAUCGUCUAAAAAUUUAUGUAUUUAUAAGUGCAAAACAAAUGGUGGAAAUUAUUGUUGAAACGAGACUAGGAAAAAGCAAACAGCCGAUUAAAAACGUUCCUGUAGCAAACCUUGGAAUAGGCUUUAUUUUCAUUUGUCCACCAUUUUUCCGGAUUUUAGAGGUCUGCCUGCUCCAUGUUGGAGACAACUUUUGCCCGCUGGAAACGAUGAAAAUUCCAUUUAGUAGAUGCCUUACGAGACCCCUUCCAUAUAAGUGAUCCGCAUUUCUAAAAGUAAUACUACCAGGAACAACCUUUCUUGCUCCCCAUCGAUAUACUGUGAUUGUUUGACAAUGUUUUCAAAAGGAUCCUUUUAGCAAGCAAAACUCCCCGACGGGCAAACUUUCCGGCCGGUUUUUGCUAUGAUUAUAUACUUUAACUCCAGGGCCUUCAAGGCAUAUAAUGACUGUAUAAGUGUUGAUUUCUCAAUAUCAUUCAAACUCGUUUUUCGCAUAGCAAAUGCAUGUUGCUCCAGACCUUGUGCGGACUACAGAUGUUUUUUUUUUGUUAUGUGAUGUAAACCACAUUGGUGACAUUUUGUUUCUGCACUAAAAAGUUCUACGUGCAUUUGUGUCUAAUGUUAGUAGAAAGUGUUGGCAUGGAAUGAAUGAUAAUAAAACUGAAAUAAA
Molecule: messenger RNA, 2907 nt
Organism: Anopheles coustani
Lineage: Eukaryota; Metazoa; Arthropoda; Insecta; Diptera; Culicidae
Gene: ras
Product: inosine-5'-monophosphate dehydrogenase
Exons: 4
Coding region: 316-1851 (511 amino acids)
Biological process (GO): GTP biosynthetic process
Cellular component (GO): cytoplasm
Molecular function (GO): IMP dehydrogenase activity
Source: RefSeq, a predicted model, not a curated record